Messenger RNA from Ruditapes philippinarum (Manila clam), 2920 nucleotides. RefSeq names its product monocarboxylate transporter 12-like. The coding region runs from base 134 to 1576 and encodes 480 amino acids. Gene Ontology annotation, biological process: transmembrane transport; monocarboxylic acid transport. The transcript has 7 exons. Gene Ontology annotation, molecular function: monocarboxylic acid transmembrane transporter activity. The record is from RefSeq and is a predicted model, not a curated record. Lineage: Eukaryota; Metazoa; Mollusca; Bivalvia; Venerida; Veneridae.
GAACGAAUCGCGUGUGUUUAAUAUAAUAUGAAACAAAAUUGUUAUCUAUACAUUACACCGGAAAAUGUGUUAAUGGUUAGCUAUAGGUGAUCAUAAUCUUAAAGAAGUUUCUUUGCCGGCAAUAUUUACAAAUAUGGUGGAAGAGAACGCCAGGAAGGAUGACAGACAUGAAACAAACACAGAACAAGAUAUGGACUCGGGAUAUGCGUGGAUUAUAUUGUUAGGAAGUUGCUUAACUUUCCUGCUCGGAUUAGGUUCUUUGAAAUCAUUUGGUGUGCUGUACACAGAGAUGUUGGAUCAUUUCUCGGCAGGAUCUGGAAAUACAGCUUGGAUAGGCAGCAUAACCUGGUUUCUUUUACAUGUCCUUGCACCAUUGGCAAAUUUUCUGAGCAGAAGAUACUCCUUCAGAACGGUUUCAUUUACUGGUGGUAUAAUGGUCGGAUGUGGCUAUUUAUUGUCCGGAUUUGUUACUCGAAUCGAACUUAUGUACUUAACCUUUAUGAUGAUUGGUAUCGGAUAUUGUUUGUCACACACAUCUUCUUCCAUAAUCAUCAGCUUAUAUUUUAAGAAAAGAAGGACUUUAGCAAAUGGCGUUAAGUAUUCAUCCGGAGGGAUAGCAGUACUUUCGUUUCCAUCCAUUUACAGGUUUCUUAUUGACAAAUAUGGUUUGUCACAAGCGUUUUGGGUGAUUGGUGCAUUCCUUUCAAACAUUUGUGUGGCGAGCUGUGUAUUUCGGCAACCAAACAAUAUUUUAAAUUAUCAAAACAAAGCACUCCAAUCCAACGAUGCACAGUUAGAAAUUAAAAAAAGCAUUUUUCGUGACCUCACGUAUGAAACAAAUGAUCAACAGAAAAAGCUUAUUGAAAGGUGUUGCAAUGCACUUAACUUAGAUUUUUGUUUGUUUAAAAAAAGACGUUUCUCACUGUUAGUACUAGCUUUUACUAUCUGUUCAUUUGGCCACAUUACCAAUUACAUUUUAAUUCCUGCCCAUAUAAAAACACUAGGGUAUAGUAACACUCACAUAACAAUCGGUGUAUCUAUAAUUGGUGGUGCAGAAUUGACCGGAAGGAUUGCUGUAGGGUGGUUUGCAGAUCUGAAUUUUAUUCAAAAGAAAUAUAUAUUUGUAGUAUGCAUGUUUGUUGGAGGAGUGUUUGCUUUGAUAUCACCACUGUUCGAUACUUUUACGUUUAUGGCAGUGUACGCCGGAGUCGCGGCGGCUUUUCCAGCGUCUUUUCUUGCCCUUAUAUCAGUGUUAGCGAUUGAAAGAGUGGGUAUGGAAAAUUUUGAAGCAGCCUUCUCGAUCAUGUUUGUCUGUAUGUCAGUUCCGUCUUUGAUCUGCCAACCUAUCGCAGGUUGGAUGGCAGAUUAUUACGGAAGCUGGUAUCCUGCAUUUAUCUUAACCGGUAUUACUCUAAUUUUUGCUGGUGUUAUACUUUUGAUAGAACCAGUUGUCAUUCGAUAUGGCAUGGGCAAAACCUACUCAUUUAAACAUGUUGAUAAAGAAGUGGCAUCUCCAGUAAAUUGUAUACAUUUGAAAGCUCAUAAACAAAACAAAGAAGACGAUGAAAUCGAAUAAUCCUGAUAUUAUCGAAGAGACACACGUUCUUGCAUUGGAAAUUUUAAUCCCGAAGAAAAAAAAACAAUAUGAAUUAAAAGACAAAAUAAGAUAAGAGAAACUGAUAACGAACAGUAUGGAUCCUGACCAGACUGCGCGGAUGCGCAGGCUGGUCUGGAUCCAUGCUGGUCGCAAACCCAUUAUGUUUGUUUUGUCAUGGCGCGGCUCAUAUGUCUCAUAUCAAAUGUGUUGCAUAUGCAUUAAUUUACUUUGGAAAAUAUCUAAAAAAAAAGUUAACAAAUAAAUGAAGGAACUUCAAAAUAAAAAAAAACAACAUAAGAUAGAAGUUUGUUUCCGGAACUCCUUUAAAUUAAUUUAAAAUUAGACACGUAAUCCAUUUCAGAAAGAUUCAUUACAUCAUUUUACUUAUCUUAGAAUGGCCAACAAGAUUCUGCCCAGAUAUCAGUUUGUUAUUAUAGCAUGACCAAUGCAAAUAAACAUAUAUUCUGUUUUUCCCUAUAAAUUUUUCGGCCAUAAAAUGUCACGUUUUUAUUUUUGUUUAACGUCGCACAGUAGAGGUCAUUCGGCUGCGAAUCAGCUGUGUCUUUUAGGAUUAUGAGGAAGACGCAUGAUUUAUUGCGAAAUGACACAAUCUCCUUUGCGAUUCGUCGAUAGAAACAAAAGCACAACAAGGCAUUCAAAUACAUCAGCUUUACACUUCAUAAUCAAUUUUAAAUUUUUGGCUUUGUUGCAAAGCAUUUUUAUGUACAUUUUCCUCAAAUGAAACUAUAAUGUUUUCUUAUCUCCUUAUACACAAACUGGAAUGUGCAACUGUCUUAAGCUUACCGAUAUAUCGUGGAACCAUGGUAAAAUAAAUCAUACUUUAACACGUUUCAUCUAUUAAAAAAGCCAAGGUAAGUCUGGGAUAGAGUGCGCUGUCUCCACCUAAAGGGGGACUGUUUCUUAUGGAACAAAACCUUUUGCAGUUGCAUUGUAUUGUAAUAAAACAUCUGAUUUUUUUUUCAAUCUAUUCGUUUAUUUACUUUUAGUAACAAGGAAACAAGUUUGUUUUGAAGAAAUAAAUUUAAAUGUAUAUACUUGAAAAUUUUGUAAUUUUUCUUUUUACAUGAUUUGGAUUUUGUUGUGCGCCUUCAAAAACUUUAAAAGCCGCCUUUAUAUAGCAAAGCGAGUACUGAUGACUUGAUUGGAAUUGUUUAUGAUUACACUAUUGAUUUUGUUAUAGAUAGUGUAUUAUACAUGUUUACCAUUUUGAUGCUCAAAUUUGAUUUUUAUUGUUGGUCAUUUGCUUAUUAAAAUUUUAAAUUGUUUGAUUGGGAUAAAAAUAUUCAUGUCAUGUCCAAAACA